AGAGUCUGUCCCGGUCUUGGUCAUCUAUGAAAUCGGGAAGGAAAACAGAAAAAAGGAUGAGAGAAGAACCUCUUUCUGUUUCCUUCACUUUUUGAAGCAGAAAAGCACAACUCCUUUUCUGCCCUCUCACGUGCACCAUAUCUCUAGAGCACUUCACAUUAUUUUAAGCUACACCCUCUCUCUCAAAAGUUCAAGAAUAGGGUUCUGCUAUAAAAUGAUUGUUGUCUUUGAAUUGGAACCGAUAACAGUGUUGGGUUAUCAACUCAAGUCCAUUUGAAGGGGAAGGAAAGGAAAUAAGUUUUACAGUUGGAUAAAAAUGGCUUUAGAAGCUCUUUCUUCCAAUGAGCUUUUUAACUUCAUAGUCUACGACACCAUCUCUGCAGCACCAUAUAGCAGCCAUGACUCUUCAGAGACCAGUUUUUUAUUAGAGAAUGCAAUGCCACCUCAAAACCAAGGUGCUAUUUUGGAGAACUCUUCAUUGAUGACCCAAAAGCGCCACUGUGGUAGGUCACAAGUUGUAGAACGGAGGCAGAAUUUGGCGGUUCAAGGGAGGAAGAAGAGGAGGAGAAAGCCAAGGGUGUGCAAGAACAAGGAAGAAGCUGAGACACAAAGGAUGACGCACAUCGCUGUUGAAAGAAACCGCAGGAAACAGAUGAAUGAGCACCUCUCCGUCUUGCGCUCCCUCAUGCCUGAAUCCUAUGCCCAAAGGGGUGACCAGGCCUCCAUAGUAGGAGGUGCUAUAGAAUUUGUGAAGGAACUUGAGCAUCUCUUGCAGUCACUCGAAGUUCAGAAACUCCAACUUCCGCAACCAGGAGUGGGAGCAUUAAUCGACGAAGAUGCCACAACCUGCAAAUUCCGGCAACCGCCAUUUUCACAGUUUUUUGUGUAUCCACAGUACACGUGGUCGCAGAUCCCUAACAAGUAUACAACGAAAACUGAGGAUGCCAUAGCUGAUAUCGAGGUGAGUUUGAUCGAAACCCAUGCAAACCUUAGAAUCCUGACGCGACGAAACCCUAGACAGCUUUCAAAGUUGGUUGCCGGGUUUCAGACACUUCGCCUGUCCAUCCUUCACCUCAAUGUGACCACUAUGGACCCCUUGGUCCUCUACUCUAUCAGUGCCAAGGUUGAAGAAGGAUGCCAACUCACUUCAGUAGAUGACAUAGCAGGAGCAGUUCACCACAUGCUUAGAAUAAUUGAGGGCGAAGCUGUCUUAUAUUGAACCAGACCUUGGAGUUGAGGUGGAACUACUGGAAUGCCACACCCUCUUUUUGCUAGCAGCUUUCUGCAUUAAAUUAGCUUAAUUCUCCUCCCUUAGUACUGUACAACUUGUUAGAGUAUAUUUUCCAACAAAAUUCACCAAAAAAAAAAUAUGAGGAAAUUCGGACCUAUGUUUAUAUGUAUUACUGUACGCAUGAUAUGAUCACUAAUUCAUAGGCAUGCAAGCUGGUUGUUUGCUAA
This is a messenger RNA of Juglans regia (Persian walnut), 1458 nucleotides long. Its product is annotated as transcription factor bHLH71-like. The transcript is spliced from 3 exons. The record is from RefSeq and is a predicted model, not a curated record. Gene Ontology annotation, molecular function: protein dimerization activity; DNA-binding transcription factor activity, RNA polymerase II-specific; RNA polymerase II cis-regulatory region sequence-specific DNA binding. Bases 317 to 1219 code for a protein of 300 amino acids. Lineage: Eukaryota; Viridiplantae; Streptophyta; Magnoliopsida; Fagales; Juglandaceae. Gene Ontology annotation, biological process: regulation of transcription by RNA polymerase II.